AUGGCGCUCCGUUCGUUCAGCAAAGACACGCUGCAAGAUAAUUGGUACGAGGAGCGCUGCGAGCCUCUCCAAGGCGUCCUGCCGUACGACGAAAAGACACGCUAUGUGACGACGGUGGAGGCCGAUUUCGUCAAUCCGGUAGCGAUUCAGCGCCGACACGAGCAGCACAAGAAGACGCCGCGCCCGCGCUUGCUUCGCAACGACAACUACGAGGAGGCGGUGGCCGCGCGACCGCUCCGCCAUCGACCGGAAGCGGGUUUUGGCGCCGUGCUCCCGACGCCGGAUCCGAGCCUUUCGAGCCGCCACCUCAAGACGAUCAACCAGGAGGCGUUUGGGCACCUCGCGCUUCCCGCCGGUGGGGCGGGCGGCGUCCGCGUUGAGCACGGGAAGGCGGCGUCGGGCGCGUCGGGCGAAAUCGUUCGGCAGCACGCCGACCCGCAAAAGGACACGCACGCCCAGCGGUCGUGGAUGUACACGAAGGACCCAAUUCUGUCGCGCGUGCGCCCAGGCGGCAGCAACAACCAAGAGGUCGAGGCCAUCAAGAGCCCGCCCGCCCACCACCGGCGCCAAUCAACAAACAUCACGACCGUGUACAAAAAGAAGGAUGGGAUUUACUACGACGACUAG
Saprolegnia parasitica CBS 223.65 is the source of this 627-nucleotide messenger RNA. RefSeq lists its product as hypothetical. The transcript is spliced from 5 exons. Bases 1 to 627 code for a protein of 208 amino acids. Lineage: Eukaryota; Oomycota; Saprolegniomycetes; Saprolegniales; Saprolegniaceae. The record is from RefSeq and is a predicted model, not a curated record.